AAUACUAAAGGUGUACAUAGAGGCAUUUUACUCCGGUAAAAGUUACAGUAAUUUAGCUCCGUGUCAUGUUCUCAAUUUAUAGCUAGCUAGCUAUGGCAUGCAACUCGUUGUCUUGUUUGAAGCAAGAUGGCCUCACUCUCAUGGCAGAACAGGCCCAGGCUCUCAAGCUCCUGUUUGAGGGAAGGGACGUGUUUAUCUGGUUCCCAACGGGGUAUGGCAAGUCUCUCUGCUAUAUCAGUUGCUACCCUUUUUAAUGGACUACAAGCUAGGUAGGACCAAGGCUCCUCCUGCUGACAAAAGUGUUGUUCUUGUUAAUUGUCUCUCCCCUUGUAUCUCUCAUCAUGAGACUCAUGAUUGACCAGGUCAGGAGUCUAAACAAUAGAGGUGUUUCUGCUGCCAUCCUCAGUAGCAAUAAAGGAAUCGACAAAGAUUUGGUUGCCACUGCCAAAGAAGUGUCUUCUGGGAAGUAUUUCCUGCUGUAUACUGCCCCAGAGGCUGUUGUUGAAGACCACUGUUGGAGGAUUUAUUUUUUGUUGUACCACGAGUCAAUGUAUUAAAAAACCACGCCUAGAUCACGCCCAAAUACAAUCAAUACCAGGCCUAGUAGGCGACCUAGCGUUCAAUUGGAGACGGAUCGGCCGGGGGUCGAGGCUAGUAGGUCUAUUGCAUCAUAGAUUGAAGAGUUAGAGGGAUAGGAAACGGUUUGUAUCUCGAGUAACAUCCGCGCUACGGUGCGGUUUAAUCGAGGCCAUCACAACAAUAUCUAUUUCUACACUCAGUGCAUAAUAAACUACAAGUAACUGUGCUUAGUCCGUGCAACUCACUUAUAUUUCAAGGUCUAUACCUAUUGUAGUAGUCAUAACCAGCACGCUUACACGUUACAUGUUCCAAUAGCUCUAAAACAGCCUUGGGAACAUAUAACUUUAUUGGAAAGUCUCUUUUUACUGGGUGUGGUCAGUCAUUAGCAAGUACUACACGUGGCUCAUGGACUAGGCGUGUUUUAAGUUGCUGAAAGAGAUUAUGUCUCGAGGAAACACAGCUUUGGGAGUUACCCGGCAAAAGUGUGCUUAAUAGCCUCGUUCAUAGGGCGUAGCGCGGAUAAUUUUCGAGGCUCCACUGCAGAUUCAAUGUAAAAUCAUCACGUGCACCACUCCGUUUCCUAUCCCUCUCUCUUCAAUCUAUGAUUGCAUUCCAGGCAGGCUGAUUUGUAGUGUAUGUGCUAGCCUCGAUCCCAUGCAGGCCGCACUUCAUCGAAGAGUGGGCCUGGUAUAAUAAUCGGCUGCUUGCACAUGCGUAGCCAGAUAGGGAUCUGAAAAAAAAAGGGAUUGGCUUUGUUUACUCGAUGUCAGGAAUGGAAGUUAAAUUUAACCACAACACACCCCUCGAAUUCUUCAGCAGUUGCGGGGAAGGCAAACUGGGCACUGGGCACAAUGAAAGCACCACAGGUGCUGAUGCCUUGGUGGAGAUGCCAAAGCUAUACGUACAUAACAUAAAGCUACUAAUAGCCUGAUGCAAUAACUAUUUUGCUGCAUGUAAAACUAAAAGAGUGGGUAAUGAUUGACCAUGAUUGUUGUUAAAAACGAUCGAUGUCAAAAGUUUCAAGUAAUAUACGUUCUACAGUGCAUGCAACAACCAAAGAGAGUAGAUUUUUUUUUUUGGUACACAUUUUUUACAUUUUGUGGCAUAUCUUCUGAAAUAAAAGUGAUAUGAUCUAUUUGAGUGCAGGUACGUAGACUAUUGGCGCUUCCAUUGGACCACCACCUGUUACAUCACAUGACAUCAUCAGUAUAAAAUGGCUGUCUGAAAAUGUGUACUUCCGAAAAUAUGUUAGGAAUAGAAGUAGCUUAUUUGUUUGAGUUAAGAUCUGAAAUUUGUUGUGUAUGUACCUGAGUAUAUUGCUCAUCUUUUGAGCUUCAACGGAAGUCUGGGCUAAUAUUAAUUGGAGGUAAUCUAUGGGAGCGUUUUGUCUCACAUAAGUCCAAACCAGGAAAAAAGUUUCAUCCAUGUGGGGCAGAGUCCCAGUCCUGCCUCAUUCCGUACUGGAUCGUCAGGAUUUGCUACGAGUUCCGAUGGUACCUUGUCGGCUAUCUCAUUACGUUGAUCAUCACCGAUGCUAGCAAGAUAGUGGUUGGUAGACUGAGGCCCAACUUCAUGGACGUGUGUGACCCCGACUUCUCCCUGUUCAACUGUACAGAUCCAUACGGAAACCCGCGCUAUGUGCAGGACUAUGUCUGUCGUGGAGACAACUCCACUGUUGCUGCGUCAAGAGUCUCCUGGCCUUCUGGACACUCCUCAAUGAGUGCUUAUGCCUUCAUCUUCCUCGCUCUGUACCUGUCCUGUGUUCGGUCGACUUAUCAGCGUUCUGCCUUCAAGCUCAUGUUGAUGCUGUUCUCGUUUAUGCUAGCACUGCUGGUUGGGCUCUCUCGUAUCUCUGACAACAAGCACCACCCUACUGACGUGCUAAGUGGCUGGAUCAUUGGGGGAGCCGUUGCCUUCGUUGUGGUGUACUUUAAUCUUCGCUACUUUGGGGAGCUCAAGUCUGGUACAGGAACAGUUAGUUCAGAACAGUACCAAGUCAUGGAGGAGUCUCAGAAAGUUGACAAAGAAAUACCACAAAAUAAUGUAUAAUAUUUUAUAUGACUGGGUUUUGUGUUAUAGUGACUUUUAGAUCACAUUUGUUUUUUAUCCAGUCUCAUGCAGCUGUGCAACGAGUUAUCUGUAUUAAUUACACUACACAUUGAGUUUUAAUACACAUCCACAUCAAAUACAGUACAGUAGAUCUAGUGCUAGAA
Halichondria panicea is the source of this 2792-nucleotide messenger RNA. RefSeq names its product phospholipid phosphatase 3-like. Gene Ontology annotation, molecular function: phosphatidate phosphatase activity. The transcript has 6 exons. The record is from RefSeq and is a predicted model, not a curated record. Lineage: Eukaryota; Metazoa; Porifera; Demospongiae; Suberitida; Halichondriidae. The coding region runs from base 2152 to 2628 and encodes 158 amino acids. Gene Ontology annotation, cellular component: plasma membrane. Gene Ontology annotation, biological process: phospholipid dephosphorylation; signal transduction; phospholipid metabolic process.